This is a messenger RNA of Trichomonas vaginalis G3, 2658 nucleotides long. RefSeq lists its product as uncharacterized. The transcript has a single exon. The record is from RefSeq and is a predicted model, not a curated record. Bases 1 to 2658 code for a protein of 885 amino acids. Lineage: Eukaryota; Parabasalia; Trichomonadida; Trichomonadidae.
AUGGAAAUCAAAGGGAAGAAAGAUUUAAUUUUUUCUCUUUUGCAUUCCACAUCUAAAGAACUUGCAGCAGCUUUUGUUGAUUCUUUUAAAAAUGACAAGAAAUGGAAAGAAAAACUCAAAUCAAAACAUUUCUGUCAAAUGCAUCUUCAAGCAUUUAUAUAUGCGUUAUAUAAUGAGGACAAAGCUGAAGAUACCAUCAAAGUUUUGAGAAAUUGGCUACUUAAUGAAACUGAAAUCGAUUUCGUUCCAAAUGAAGAGUAUAAUGACUAUAUAACGCAAAUUAUAUACUUGCUUCCGGAUGUUUUGCAAGUAAUAGAAAGCAAAAAAGCCUUCAAUUUAAUUACUAUUUUUUCAAAUUUUGUUAAUGAUGUAUUCGAAAAUCACUUAAAAUACCCACAACGAAAAUUGAAUAAAGUAACUUGGUACGUUUCGAUGAAAGCGAUAUUCGAAAUAGUUAAUCAAACACAAACAAGUAAUAUAAGCCAAAAAUUCAUUGCUUUAUUUAUUAAAUACUAUUUCAUCACUUAUUUAGAUAAUAUGCAAAGCAGAGAAAUCAUAGAAAACUUCUUAGAAUAUUUUUCCAAAGGAAAUGUUCAAAUGGAAGUAAAAUUACGUCAAUUCAUCAGCAGUUUAUUCAAGUCUUUCUUCAGUUUUCCGACAGAUCCCGUAGAAAGAAACUUUAUCGUUCAUUCUUUGUUUGUUACGCGAGAAAUGCUGAAAGACGACAAAAAACUGGGCGAAUACUUCUUCCAGAUAGGUAUUGAUACUAUAAUCUCAAAGUUUUCGAACCUUGACGAUCAAUAUGUACAAACUUUCAACUUAGAUUUUGUAUUUGAAAUUUUUUCAGAGUCAAUAUUCAAUUCUACGAGCGAAAUGGAUGAUUUUAAGCUUGCUGAUAAAAUUAAUAGUAUUGCCAAGCUUUGUUCUCUUGUUUCUCUCGGUCAAUUUAAUGAAUUAUCGAAAUGGGAAAAAAAAUUCAUAAAAUACCUCAAAGACCAAUUCCUACAAGUCAUAAUUCCUAAUAUAAACAAACUGAUUGUAAAAUCUCAUGUAGGAAUCGGAAAUUUGGACACAAGAUUGGCAAAUCUCAUUGCCAGGAAGCCGAACAUUGGUUUUGAGCUCAAGGAAAUCAUUAUCAACCUCGCCAGUCUAUCAGAAGCUCAUUGGAUCUACACAUUGACGAAUUUUAUUGAAAAUUCUUAUUUCCAAGUGAGAAAUUUCAUCAAAGAGAUGAAAGACUUCAAUUCUGGCAAGGAAAUGAAGGUAGACUUCGACCACUUAGUAUGCGAUUUGCAAUGCUUGGUUCAUUGUGCUUUAAUGAACGAACCGAUUUUAUUAUGCAACAUUGCUCAAUACAUUGCUUACGAAAACAUCACAAAAGAAAUGCAUGAUUCUCCGUCAUGCUUGAAACCGAUCCUGAUGCUUCCUUUCGCUAAAUCAAAAUUAGUAAAUUCCGUAAUGGAGAUUUUCAGGCUUCAUUUGUCUACAAGAGCCAAUAUUAAGAAAUCAGAACCAUAUAUUAUAUCUGUUUGCAUUGUUUUCAUUGAAUUAUCUUAUAAUUCGACUUCAUUAUUAUUUGAUCCUUAUUCCUUUUCGAAUCUCAUUGAUAUAAUGAGCAUAGAAGAUCCUCAUAACGGCAAGAGGGCUUUUUCCGAUGAUUUCGUGGAAUUAACCCUUGAUAAUCUCCGAACAAUUCCAACUGACCCAUCAAUAGCAAAUGAGUUAUUGAAACAAUGUUCAAAGGUCAAGACAUACUCAGUUUGCAAUAAUUCGAUCCUUACUUUCGGCGAAACCGACUCAAAAGAUAAAUAUAUUGCAAUAAUUAGAGGAAGAUCAGGAAUUAAAGCGUUUGAAUUGAAGAACAUCCCUAAUGAUCCUAAAAACCAGAAGCAGGAAGAGCCAAAGAACAAGAUUUUGACUUAUUCUGAAUUAGGACUUGAAAAACCUUCAAUUCCGUUUGAAGAAUACCCUCAAAUGCCUCCUUAUUCUAUAGAUAACCCCGCAAUCACGUUUUUGAUCAAUCUUUCUGCGUUUCAUAACAUAAAAUAUGUUGAAAACCCAGAUUUCACAGAAUAUGACAAAAACUGUGAACCUCUACUUUACAAAAUAUCGUUUGUAUCGUUUGAUAACGCUUACAACGAUCUCCAUGUUUUUGAUAACAUUUCAAAACAAAUUCGAAGGACAGCGAGGGCUUCUUUCGAAGUUGUAUACGAACAUGAUGAUGACGCGAUCAUAACUGUUGUUUUCAUGAACUAUUUGCCAGGAUUAAAGCUUUUGGUCGACGAAUCAGAUACAUCGAAGAAAAUUUUCAUUUCUCCUUGUGGAAACUUCUACAGAGUUGUUUGUAAUCAUAGGUUCAAUGAAUUCGAGCGAAAUAUUAACGCAAACAAGAAUUCUAAAGAUAUGAGUAUAAAUGACUUCCCAAUUAGAAGAUUUUCGGCCAAAAACUGUGCAGAAUUCAUCAGAAUAUACGCAUUUCUUUCAAUCUGCUCUGAUGGUUAUGAACCAGAGAAGAAACUUCCGAAAUUCGCUGAUGACAUGAUGAAACAAGACAAAAGAAGAAAAGAAGAACUGGCAAAGCUGAUGAAAUUAGGAAAUGCAUCAGUAAAUCAAGAUCCUAUUCUUGAUGAACUGAAUGAAUUACCAAAUUUGUUUUAA